Molecule: messenger RNA, 2360 nt
Organism: Anopheles funestus (African malaria mosquito)
Lineage: Eukaryota; Metazoa; Arthropoda; Insecta; Diptera; Culicidae
Product: arginine/serine-rich coiled-coil protein 2-like
Exons: 2
Coding region: 1625-2248 (207 amino acids)
Source: RefSeq, a predicted model, not a curated record
CUAGCUUUUUUUGAGUAAUUUUGCAAAAUUUUAUAAAUUGAUUUAUUUUAAUGCGAAUUUGUUCUUCAUCAUCGAAAUUGUGUUUUCGAGAUUAGAUUAGAUUUAUUCCACCGCCGAUGGUGUAAACCUCAGCAACGGAAACAUCAAACAUGCACAGCAUCGGUUCGAAUUCAAUCUCAAUCUCGUGCAUUUUUUAAAUGGGUAUACAUUUUAAAUUUUACCCAACUUACGCUCAAACCGGUCGAAGCAAACGCUGCUGAAUGAUGAUUAUUUCUUCCCGUUCCCGAAUAGUUUCCGCCCGUUCAACAACAUCACAGUAGCCAGUGCAUGUCUUAGGAGCACAGUACAUGUCUUGCAUUCUUCCUUGUUGCAUCUGCGUGCUGAAGGAUUUGGUUUACCUUACGAAACGUAUUCGAAAUUUUGCUAACAGUGUUGUACACGCUGCACCAAUGACAUCACCUAAAAACAACCGGAAAACGAGGUUGGAAAUGGCAAAACCAUCCAGCGAAACAUCAACGCAACGUCCCGGUGCAAUGGUUUGCAAACCGGGCAAGAAAACGCGCAAUCCGUACUUAAAUUUUUUGCGCGAUUUUCGCAUUAAAAAUUGUCACCUUUCGGUCGUGGAAAUUGUACGCCAGGGUGCGGAACAGUGGCGUCGGAUGACUGAUGAACAGAAGCUACCGUACGUGAAGGUGGCGUUUUACACACCGUUGAAACGGCGCCGUUGUCCCUCUUGCAGGGCAAGGCUCGGACCGAUGAAAACACAGCGUCGCGCCAUUGUGCGCCGGAAGCCAAUGAUCGGUGGCGUUCGUGUGAAACGGGAAAAUCAAAGCAAAGGAGGACGAAGAUAGGGCAGAAACAGAAACGCUUGAGGUAACCGCAAAACUAUUUAAUCUCCUUAUAUUUUGUAUAUGGAUUUUUCCACCGGUUAUCAAGCGUAUCCGUAUGGCAAUCACGCAGUCUUGCCCUCUGCCAAACCCCAAAAUAGUCAAACCGUCCGGAUCGUUAACGUAAACGUUUGGAGUCACUUUGGAGAAAUGAUAAAAAUAAACUCUGCAUAUACAAUACUUUGACCCUUUUUUUCUAUUUCGUCCACCCUCAACAACCAGGGCCGGGGUCUGGUUUGCAAACGUUUGUAAGUGAACCGAAGUGAAUAUCCUCUCAUAAAUUUAUUACUGAUUAUAAUUUUCUUCGUUUAAAUUAAUUUAAUUCAAUUCAAGAUUAUUUUAAAGCUAACGGCUCGAUAAAAAACGAUAACAAACCCUGCAAGAGAAAACUUAACCAACCUUGAAGUCGCGCCAGAAUCGCAAAAUUAUUUUGGUAAAUUGAGCUACUUUUGUCGCGUUCGCAAACGCGACAAUUGCUAAGCAUGUAGUGACGGGGUAACACUCGAUUCUCCACCCAAGCAGAAGAUUUUAAUUAGGCAGACAAUGAACAUUGACAAGUAGACAAAUUCAGUCUCAAAAGGUCAAACACCAUUUAAUCUGCUGCUUCUAUAUAUUUUUAUAUAAAUUAAUCUCAGCCGGCUAGGGUGUUUCGCAUACAUAUAUCCAUUGCUUUAUCACUUUAGAUCAUAGUACGCAUAGCUUAUCGUUAUUCAAUCCUCAAAGAAACCACUUAAAAAAUGAUGCCGUAUAUUUUGCGUAUUUUGCACUGUUCUGGAACGCCACAGGAUGUCCCUACUAUUGCGAGGAAGUUGCGAGAGUUUAACAUAACUGAACAGGAAACAAAUGAGGAACUCGAAACCUCUAUCAAGGAGUCACUGGAACGAGCCAUGAGCAUGGGACUAGUCCGGCAAAAUGCUGGAACCAAUACGUACAAACUUGCAAACAAGUGGUUUUUGCCCGAAUCACAAUCCUUCCAGCGCGAACUGUAUGAGGUUGUACAAAACAUGCCGGAAGCUCUGAAUGAUUCAUUGGAUAGUUCAUCAGAAGAAUUUGCUACCACUUCCCAUAUGCAAUUGGGCUGUAUGGGACCGGGUAUGCGACAACGACGCAGUCCUGCCCAAAUACGAGCUAUUGAGAUUUAUAAAAGGAUGCGUGAGCAACGCGAACGGGAAGAACGCGAAGCAGCAGCACGUGCCAGAAAACGGCGUAAUUCUAGGUCUCAGUCCCGAUCACGAUCACGCACACGCCGUUCUAGUUCAAACAGAACGCGUUCACGAUCAAAGCGUAACCGGUCGUCGACGCGUUCAAGAUCACGCUCGACUCGAAGUGCUCGCAGCAGUAGCCGGUCCCGACGACGUUAAAAUUAGUGAUGAACCAUUGUUUUUUUUUAUCCGAUAUUAAUUUGUUUUAAGACAAAAUUCUUGUUAAUAAACCAGUAGUGAUUUUUGCAACUUGUUUAGUACUAAAACUUAA